UACACAACAACCUCUGAGUCCUUUACCACCUGCAGGUGCUAAGGUCCGGCCUAACGCAUGCAUGUAGUACAGGUCAACAACCAACCGGCAAACGGUAUUUGGUCACCAUCCCUAAACCCUUCAGCGUUUUCGUUCAAGUAGGUAUUGAAAUGCACAGCUGCUACAUCAGUUGCCCAGUCGGUGAAUCGAUAUCUCUGAAUUAGCGACACAAUCAUCUACCUGCUGCUGCAGAGACUACAGUAUUUAUCGAACACCCAACUUAUAUUAAUUGAAAGGUUAAAACAAAGCUAGCUUCCGUUUUAUUGGUUUGGAGCGUUUGCGAUAUCCUUGCAGGGUCGUCGGUGACGGCCCCGCUGACCGCGAGCAUAAUGUCGUCGUCACCUCAGCAAGAGGGCGUGCGGGUCGCUGUGCUUCAAGUCUCAGCUUUCGUUGAUCAUGUUUCUACCGUGGAACGUUCCACUCUGGAGCGACUUGUCGGGAAUGAGGUCGCAGGCAGCAGACGCUGCACCCUGAAGGAACUUCAAGACAUCCUCGCAGCAGUCGGCGAGUUCCAUUCGAAAGCGGGCGGCUCUCCCUCGAACGUCGGCCGCGCUUUGGCCAUGGGUUUUGGAACAUCGGUGCAAGUGGUUGGCGCCCGGGGUGCGGACGAAUGGGGCGGCCUGUACGUCAGCUCCAUGCGCCGUGCAGGGGUGGACACGGAGCGCAUGCGGGUGCAGCAGGAGGGCUCCACGGGCCGUGCCGCCAUCCUGACGUGCGAGGGCGAGCGCACCAUGCGGACCUUCAUGGACCCCAGGGUGACGACCCUGCCCGAGGACCUGUCCCCGGAUGACUUCCGCGGCUGCCGCUGGGUGUUCCUGUCCGCCUACUCGCUAUACACGGAGGGGCUGCUGGGGCGGGCGGUGGGGCUGGCGGGGGAGGCUGGCGCUCGGGUGGUUUUGGAUCUCGCGUCGUACGAGGUGGUGGAGGCAUACCACCGGGAGCUAAAGGCGGUAUUGGAGAGCGGCGGCGUGCACUUCUGCGUGUGUAAUGAGGACGAGGCCCAGAUGUUAGUUCGCUGCCUCGGCGACUCCUCCUCCUCGUCCUCCUCGUCCUCCGCUGCCCCCUCCUCCUCCUCCACCACCCCCACCACCCCCAUCGACGCAACCGACGCAACCGCGGCAGCCGGCUAUCCUCCCGACAGCCGCCUUCCCUCCACCGCGCUCUCCCUGUUGCUGCGGUAUUGCGAGGGCGCGGUGGUAACACGCGGCGUGCUGGGUUGCGUUGCGGCAUGCAGGGAGGGGCCCGCAUGCGGCUGUGCGGCUGCUACGGGUGCUGCUGCAGGAGAAGAGGAGGUGGAGAAGGGGGUGGGGAAGGAGAAGGCGGUGGAGGAGGUGGGGGCGGUGGAGGUGGAGGUGGAUGCUUGCGGGGGAGGAGGCGCCCGGGUGCGGGGGAGGGUGGUGGCGGUGGCGGCGGUGCCGGGGGUGGCGGUGGUGGAUACCACGGGAGCGGGAGACCACUUCACGGCAGGUUUCAUGUACGGCCUGAUGUCGGGAUUCCCCCUGGAGCGGUGCUGCGAGGUGGGCUGCCUGGCGGGUGCUGCGGCGGUGCGGGGGGUGGGUGCGGAGCUGGGGCCGCAGGACUGGCAGUGGUUCCACGCUCGGCUGAAUGGUGAUCUGGCGGGAGAUGUGGUGCAGGACAGCAGUGCUGCGGAGGUGGCGCAGGAGCUGUUGGGCUGUUACGCGCUGAUCGGGCGGCUGGGUCGCGGAGCUGUGUACUUUGGCAGUGCGCGGCUGGCCCAGGGGUCGCCCUUCUGGGGCCGGGCAGUGAGGCUGGCGGAGAGGGUUGCCCGGCUGCUGGGCUCUCCCGUGUGGACUGGCGGUGGUCCCGGCAUGAUGCGAGCCGCCAGCGAGGGCGGGCUGCGGGCGGGGGUGCCGGUGGGGGGCAUCCGAAUCAGCCGGGAGGCGGGGACCAACGUGCUCACCAUGGAGGACUAUUUGCCCGCGGGAGCCGCCUUCACAUGCAAGUACCUGCCCGCUCGCAAGGUCGCCCUCACCGACGCGGGAGCGCGACAGGUCCCCGACCAACGUACCGCCUACCUCUUCCUGCCCGGCGGCCUAGGCACCAUGGACGAGCUCUUCAGUGUGCUCACACUGCUGCAGCUGGGCAAGCUGGGCUCGCGGCUGCCGGUGCCGCUGCUGGUGCUGAACUGGGACGGGUUUUACGACGGGCUGAUGUCGCUGCUUCGGGCGUUUGACCAGAGCGGGGCGUUGCGGGCUUCGGAAGUGCGGGAGGUCAUGGUAGCCACCAGCAACGACGAAGUGCUGGAGUACCUAGCAAAGUUCUACGACCUGCCCAUUCCCGAGUCGGAACCCGACGAGUGCAUUGACCUGGAUGCUCGGGAGCCGCUGGCCGGGGGUUGCUGCGGUGCGGUUUUAGGCGGGGAGGAGGAGGAGGACGGCGCGGGUGCUGAAAACGGCGGGGUCUGCAGCGCGGGUAAGCGUGCAGGCAGCGGGAGCUGUAGCGGCGAGGAUGCGGCGGCUGCUGCGGAAGCGGAGGCGGAGGAGAAGGAGGAGCUACAGACGCGGCUGAGGCGGCUGGCUGCUGCUUCGGAUGAGGAGGUGGAGGAAGCAGGUGCGGGUGCGAGUGCUGUGGUCUCCUCGGCCUCGGCCCCAGCCUCCGCGCCUGCCUCGGUUCCGGUCAGCUCGCCUGCUACUGCUUGCGGAACGCCGCAUGGUGCGGGGGCGGCGUGCAGCCGCAGGCGCGCGGCGUCGCAUUGUGGGGGAGGCGGCGGUGCGGGGGGGCAUGCGGGGGCGGGUGCGGGGGCGCAGCAUGCUGUUAGUGCGGAGGAUGUGCUGUUGAACGGGGCGCCGGGGACGCCACGCAAGGUGUGAGGGUUGUAUAUUGUAGUGGUCAGGAAGAAGGAGGACGACUGGGAAGGAGGAAAGGAGGUGAGGUUGGGGUUAGGGUUUAAAGCCGCGGCGGUUGCGUGGUGGUACAGGGGUUUGACGUGGGCUGCGUGCGGAGGGGUUGUAGCGGGCGAGACGGGGAGCAAGAGCGAGAGCGAGGCUUGCUGCUGCUGCUGUUUUGUUCCACCAGGGACUAAAGCGUGCGGCUGCCCGUCGCUCUCUCCGGCUGCUGCAUGUGUUGCGUGUGAGGGGCACAUUGCCCUUCGCGUGCGGGGCAUGCGGCGCGUGAACGUGCGAAUGACAUGUGGGGCUGAGUAAUAAAGCCCCCAGGUGUUCAAUGCGUGAUCCGUGGGUUACAUCUGUAGACCCUUCCAGUAUACUCCCCUGUAGUCCCCCGUGUACCUCCUCAUGGGGUGUGCGCGAGCUAUUAAUCCGGACCGUUUUAACGUUAUCAAUGUGUGAACAGAAUCCGUAUUGAGAAUCCGUCUAUUGCGCCGGCGUGGUCCGCUGCGUGUACUGGCAUAUCUUAACAGGCUGCCUGCCUUCCGUUAUCUCUCAUGUGGGUAUCUUCUUGUAUGGGUACGGAGACGGGGCGGUGGUGUGAUGGCGUGACUGUGGGUAUACGGCGCGUGCGUUAGUCCUGGUUACGGAAUAUGUGUUGUUACCUAUUGACCUGUGUGACCCGUGGGUCUCCUGCGUGAGAUAUUGAAUUGCUGCUGAGUAUACAUCAAUGGCAGGGGACCCCAGGGGCUUUGGGGCCGUCGUUUUGUUUGCAAGCCGUGUGAGGCGUGCGUUAAGGAAACUGGCCUCUUGUGCAUUGUAGUACAUCAGGUAAUACGCAUCAGGGAAUGCACUCCGAAUGCUCAAUGCUUAAAUGCAAGGUAUUCCACUAUCCACCCCUGUCCGCUAGCUAACCCUACGUUGCUACAUAUAUGUACUGCUUAUCAUUAUCCAC
Astrephomene gubernaculifera is the source of this 3840-nucleotide messenger RNA. The record is from the annotation of a GenBank genome assembly. NCBI's taxonomy places the organism in Eukaryota, Viridiplantae, Chlorophyta, Chlorophyceae, Chlamydomonadales, Astrephomenaceae.